CUUCUUUGGACUGGAUAUUAGAACAACCCAAAGGAAAAUUGAUGGAGUCAGAUACAAACAAAAAAGAAAUAUAGAGACUUAGGCUUAGAGCAAAGAAAUAUGACAGACCUAACGCCAGAGUUAGGCUUGGAUGCGAUUGACGAUUGGUUUAAGAUAGGAAAGAAAUCAGUGCAGUCUUUAAAAACGGUACCACGAAGUGUCACAGGAGGAAGAUAUUUUGACACAACAACUCAAAAACCACGUGUUGCUGAAACUGAGAACACCUUCCACCUUCAGCGGAGAACGCCAGCUUUUUCCCAAACAGCCUAUGCAGAGGCAUAUAGGCAGCAGGAAGAGGAGGAAUUAAUGGGAUACACUCAUCCACAUCAACAAAACCGGACUUCAGCAAUAAAUAAUGACUUGGAACAUUUGGAUCUGGACAGUAUUGCCACAUCUACAGUGGCAAUACCACAUGACCUUGUACCUUCCAAUGCCAUGGAUGUCUAUCAAAAUUAUGACUUUGAACACAAAUACGAGAGCAGUUUACCAAUUUCUGUCCACAAAGAUGAGGUAAUUGGCACAAUUGAAAGCAAUCAGGUCACCAUUGUACAAGGAGCCACAGGAUCAGGAAAGACAACUCAGGUACCCCAGUACAUUCUGGACCACUAUGCCAAGUCGGGGCGCUAUUGUAACAUUAUAGUCACUCAGCCAAGAAGGAUCGCAGCCAUGAGUAUUGCCAGAAGAGUAUGCUCUGAAAGAAAAUGGCAGUUAGGAACAGUUUGUGGUUAUCAGGUUGGGAUGGACAAACAGGCCUCAGAUGACACAAGAAUUUUGUAUGUCACAACUGGAGUACUGCUGAGAAAACUGGUCAGCAAGAAAAACAUGCUGGAGUACACACAUGUUGUACUGGAUGAGGUUCACGAGCGGGAUCAGGACACAGACUUCUCCCUGUUGAUUGUACGGAAGCUCCUCAGGACAAACUCUCGUCAUGUCAAGGUGGUUCUCAUGUCAGCCACAUUUGAUUGUGACUUGUUCGCGCAGUAUUUUGCUCUGCCGGUGAGGGAUCAGCUAGAGCCUGCCCCUGUUGUGACUGUAGAUGAAACCCCUCACAAGGUCUCAGAGUAUUACGUGGAGGACUUUCAAGGACUGGGUCAGAUUCCCCCACUAGAUCCAUAUGAUGCCACAAUAUCAAAGGAAGCCUUUGCCCUAGCAGCUCGAUUGAUUGAAGAAUUUGACAAAAUGGAAGUAAAGUUACAAGGGAAAUUUGAAGAUAGGAAUUAUGCGCAGUACCGGGGUACUGUAUUGGUGUUUCUGCCUGGUAUGGUGGAGAUCGAUGAUAUGCAUGACUAUCUGAUGCCUUUAAUGAGGAACAAUCUGAAGAUAAUUCCUUUACAUUCCACAAUUACUGUGGAGGAGCAGACGAGGGUCUUUGACAUACCAGAAAAUGGCCAGAGAAAGGUUAUCCUGUCUACAAACAUUGCUGAAAGCUCAAUAACAGUCCCUGAUAUCAGAUAUGUGAUAGACUUCUGUUUGACAAAGAAUUUAAUCAGUGACCCAGAUACAAACUACACCAGUUUACAGGUGGAAUGGGCCUCUAAAGCCAAUUGUAUCCAGAGAAAAGGUCGAGCUGGCCGUGUGACAAAAGGACGUGUCUACCGAAUGAUCACUAGAAACUUCUAUGAAACAUUUAUUCCUAAUUAUGGAAUUCCAGAGAUGCAGCGAUGUCCACUGGAGAAACUUGUGCUACAAACCAAAGUGUUCAACAUGGGAGAACCUAAAGCACUGUUAGCCCUGGCUCUAGAGCCUCCUAAUCUGGACGAUAUCGAGAAAACUAUCCUACUGCUCAAAGAGGUUGGUGCCUUGUCUACCCUGGCUACUGGGGAAAGUAAUCGUCACGAUGGACAGCUGACGUUUAUCGGUCAUGUGUUAGCGGACCUACCAGUGGACAUUAAGAUCGGGAAGUUACUCAUCUACGGACAUGUAUUUGGAGUGCUGGAGGAAUGUCUUAUUAUUGGUGCUGCAAUGUCUUUGAAAUCUUUGUUCUCCAAACCUUACAAAGCUCAUCUAGAUUCCUACAGACACAAACUAGACUGGUCAAGGGGAUCCCAAAGUGACAGUCUGGCCAUUCUCAAUGCCUUCAAGGAAUAUGAAGCCCGUAAGAACAUGGGAGAGUUCAGAAGAGGCGUGUCAGAGAGGGAGUGGUGUAAGAGACACUUCCUACAACAAAGGAGAAUCAGAGAGAUUGCUGAGCUUGUGAAAGAGUUGGAACAGAGACUGCAACAGUUUAACAUCAGCAAGCCAGGACAUCGCCCCAAUUUUAAAAACCAUUUCAGUGACGACCAAGAAAGACUACUACUGAAGUUGGUGAUGUGUGGUGCUUUCUACCCUAACUACUUCUUGAAGGACCCAGUGGAUGAAGAGAGCGCCCUCAGGGAAAUGUCUGGACAUGACCCACUUAACACUGUCAUGGUGAAGGGUUUGCCAGCCAAUCAGGGUUUGCUUUACAAGGAAGCUGUAGAGGAUCAGUUCAGGAAUGUGGGUUUUAACCCAGAAGCCUUCUUUGAGGAAACCAAGGCAUACAUCAGUUUCCAGUGGAAGCCUGAGUACAGGGGCCGUGUACAUCCUGGGGUACAUAUGGCUGUCAAGUUAAGACAGCUGAGACAAUCCAUCGCCAUUGAUCAGCUAUCAUCAGACGAAGCUCACAGGUUACUACAGGAAAUCCAGAGACAACAGGGAGAGACUAGAGGAAAGUUACGAUCUAACCGAGGGGACGGGGACCAGAGGACACAAGUCUCAUUACCCGACACCUCUGUACAAUAUGUGUCCCUCCUCAUAACCAAUGUUGUAGAAUGUGGACACUUUUGGGCCCAAUACAACGAAAACCAAAACUUUGAAGAACUGAAUCAAGUUCAGGGCACCCUGAAUAGCAGAAAUCUCUCGAUGGUGAAUGCCUUCAGUGUUGGUCAGUUGGUGGCUGCCCCCUACACUGAACAGGGGGAUACUCAGUAUUACAGGGCGAGGAUCAACAGCUUUGACCGACAAAAAAGACAGGAGAGAUGGAUUGAUGUUGUCAUGGUGUUUUUUGUUGACUAUGGAAACACGGAAACAGUUGAUAAGGCAGCACUUAGAGUUUGUCCUCAGUCCAUCACCCACAUACCAUAUCAGGCUGUGGAAUGUUUUCUGUGUGAACUCCGUCCCUCGGUGAGGAAAUGCCCAGAUGGCUGCUGGACAAGGGAAGCCACGGAUCUCUUCAGAAGAUGGGUCGACCAGCAAAGUCUGUAUGGACAGGUGUAUUCCACUGUGCGGGAUACUCUAAGGGUGGACCUGAUACAGUCGUGUGGUAAUGGACGACAGGUGUCCUUCCGACAGGAGCUGAUCAAUCUUGGUUAUGGAGAGAGGGGGGAGGAGAAUUACCUCUCAAAGAAAGAUCAUGAGCAGAGACAGGCUCCCCAGGCAGUGAGGACCCAGGAACAGAGAACCCAACCCACGGAGGACUGGUUAGGGACCGCCAUCAGGACCUCCGCCCCCUUGUCUGCCGCCCCCCUCACACGCACCAGGGGUCAAAGGAUACACCUUAAAGGGCCUCAUAAUCCAUAUGAAAUGCAGUUUUACAGUUUAACAAAUGUUGGGAGACUAAGGGCAGCAAAAGUGGACCCGGACAGUGUUAAUUCUGUUGCUAUUGACGAUGAGCCUGAAUCUCCACACGCCAGGAUGAUGAUAGCAGGAUAUGUAGGGCUUAAUGCGGCAGGGUCCACCAUGAUUGCUAGAGAUACAACAAUCAUGCCACUCAUCCCAGGCUUACCAGCCCUAGUGUCUCUGCUUUUUGCACCAAUUGCAGAAUUUCGGGUUGACCAGAGGAAAGAGAAUUAUAUUGGUACAAUCUGUGGUUUGGGACUGGACAGAUUUACAGGACAGCCCGCCAUGCCUGACCACGAUAUGGAGGUGGCCUUUGACAUACCUAUAACUUUAGAAGAUAUCUUCAAGAUAAAUGGUGUAAGAAUGGCCAUCAAUAUUGUGUUAGGAAGUGAACAAGCAGUGUCCAACUGGGGCGAAGAUGCUAUUUACAAACUUCAAGACUCGGCUCGCAGGAAACUCAUGAGUGUUAUACAAGGAACAGCUAGAGAACAUUAUGAUGCACCAGCAACAGAAACUCCUUACAGAUGGGAUCAGAUAGACCCAGCUGAUAUUUUAGAACAUGAUCUACACAAUACACCAGCUGACAGUGUGGUUUUGUUACACCUACAUAAAGGUGUGUAUCUGAGGACAGAUAGAGAAGAAGAGGAGGAGGAGGAUCAAAUAGGGGUGGAGGAGGAGAUCUUAGAAAAGCGACGUCAUGCUGAGUGGCUACGUCAGGCGGCAGAGAGUGCCACGUCUCGGGAGCCGAUACUUUGUAGGUUGUGUAACAUGACGUGGCAGACGCCACAGUUGUUACAGCUCCACCUGGAGACAAGGCGGCACAAGGAGAAGGAGGAUGAACUGUAUGACUGAAGUCAGGGAAGGGAACCAGGCUACUCCAACGUCACAGUUAACUGUAUCCUCAUUAUACAGGUGUCUGUACAGGUCAGAGAUGCAGUAGAGAAGGGAAUCCAAGAAUCAGAAGAGAUAAAUAGUGGAACACUUUCAGGGAAGAAUGUCAAGGAAUGGGAGUUUUUUUUGACAAUUUUUAUUUUUUAUUUACAAAGUGAAAAUUGUAAAACAAAAAAAAUUGUUUGAAUAUGUUUGAUGUUUUAAGAAGUGAAAUGUGCAAAAAGAAACAGUUGCAAUAAGUUCUUUUCUAUACAUGUAUUAAAAGCUUUAAGACUUACUUGUAGAAAGAAACUGUUUACAUUCACAUUUAUGUGCAAUGAAUAAUCAUGAACUUUUUUGUAGAUACAUGUUCAUAUUUUGUUCUGAUAUUUUUUUAUUCAUGUA
Molecule: messenger RNA, 4890 nt
Organism: Saccostrea cuccullata (small rock oyster)
Lineage: Eukaryota; Metazoa; Mollusca; Bivalvia; Ostreida; Ostreidae
Product: ATP-dependent RNA helicase TDRD9-like
Exons: 36
Coding region: 100-4467 (1455 amino acids)
Cellular component (GO): intracellular anatomical structure
Molecular function (GO): helicase activity; RNA binding; ATP binding
Source: RefSeq, a predicted model, not a curated record